AUGGAAAACGAAAUAAGUCAAGGAAAUUUUCAAGAAAUAGUAGUAGUAGGGAGCUCAAAGGAAAAAUCAGAAGAAAAUGGCAUAAUAUGUGUCUAUGAUCUCCAUACGGGAUCACAAAUAAUGAAAUUUAAAGAGAACAACAGUUCUUUAAAAGGAAUAUCGGUUACAGAAAACUAUAUUUUUUCAAAUCAGGAAGAAAGACCCACUAUUCAUGUAUAUUCAUGGCAGAAGGAAAGUAUUUGCCAAAAAAUGUAUAUUCCAGAAGCAUUAUCUGUAUUUGUAGUAUCUCAUGAUGCUUUCUGGGCCAUUGGUGGCACAAUAGAAGGAAGAAUGUAUAUUUGGCAGAUUUUAUCUGGAAAUUUAGUAUUUGUUCAUAAUGCACAUUAUCAAAGGAUAACUGCAAUUACGUUUACUAUGGAUGAUAUGUUUUUUUUAACAGGAUCUGAAGAUAGUAGUUUAUGUUUAUGGAGAUUAUCAGAUAUUGUCGAUUUACAAGCUCAAAAAGAUAAAGUCCAAGCAGUAAAAACAUGGAAUGUUCAUCGUUUAUCAGUAACAGACAUUGUUUGUGGGUUUGGAAGUGGUAGCAUGGCAAGAUUUUUUACAUCUUCUCUCGACAAUACAGUCAAUGUAUGGGACUUGGGAACACAAAGUCUUCUUACAACAUUUUUACUUGAAAAUCCAAUAACAUGUAUUGCAGUAGAUCCUGCAGAAAGAGCAUUUUAUGCAGGCAGCAAUCAAGGUAAUGUCUAUCUUGUUGAUUUAUAUGGUUCUUCAGAAGAAAAAUUUCUAGAAUCUUUUUAUAAAGCAAUAGGAGGAUCAGAAAAAACUGUUCAAGGCAUUAAAGACGAAUCAUAUACAUUUAAAGGGCAUGAAAGCGCCAUUUUAUGUAUAGCAUUAUCUUUUGAUGGAUCUCUUUUAAUAACAGGAUCAAAAGAUAAGAAUAUAUUUAUAUGGGAUAUCGCAGCUCGCCAAAUGAUUCAAACAUUCAAAAAAUACGAUGGAUCAAUAACGUCUAUUUGUUGUAAAGUUGUUAACCAAGGUUUCUUUGCGCAUAAAAUGGCUCUAGAAAAUAUUCCAUCUUUUAAGAAAGUGAAAAAGAUCAAUGAUAUGGAUGAUUAUUAUAUUUUAAAAAAGUUAGAAGGUUUUACUAAAUCAAAAGACGAAUUAUGGUACGAAGAUGAUUUGACAUCAAUGAAAAAUGAUUUAAAUGAAUUUAUGUCUAUUACAUCUGAACCAGCAUUGCAACUACAAAUCAAAAAUUUACAGGAUGAAUUACAAAAAUUAUAUGGGUAUUAUUCUGAAUUAAAAGACGUUCAUCAAGAGUUAUGGACAGCAUAUACAGAAAGCAAAAAAAUCAAUGAAAAUCAAAAUUAA
Molecule: messenger RNA, 1374 nt
Organism: Pneumocystis jirovecii RU7
Lineage: Eukaryota; Fungi; Ascomycota; Pneumocystomycetes; Pneumocystales; Pneumocystaceae
Exons: 6
Coding region: 1-1374 (457 amino acids)
Biological process (GO): rRNA processing; DNA-templated DNA replication
Cellular component (GO): nuclear pre-replicative complex
Molecular function (GO): protein binding
Source: RefSeq, a predicted model, not a curated record